AUGGCUCUUUUCAGACUCCUCUCAUGCCUUGCCUUUGCGGCCGCAGCCCGUGGUUGUGGCAUCCCAGCUAUCACUACCGUUAUGCCCAUCUCCGCACGGAUUGCAAAUGGUGAGGUGGCAGCCCCAGGAUCAUGGCCUUGGCAGGCUUCUAUCCAGGAUCGCAGUGACUGGCAUUUUUGUGGUGGAUCCUUGAUUCAAUCCCAAUGGGUGAUUACCGCUGCCCAGUGCGGAGUGAGAGCAAACGAUCAUCGAGUAAUCCUUGGGGUAUCUGACAGAAACUUACAGCUACAGGAUGGUCAAAUUAUGGAAAUUAGCAAGGUGAUCGUUCAUCCUCAGUACAACCCAAAAACAAUGUCCUAUGAUAUGGCCCUGCUGAAGCUGGAGAUGCCUGUUACAGUGAAUGACCACGUGUCCACAGUGUGUCUCCCCACAGCAACAGACCUCUUCCCAUCAGGGAUGUUCUGCACCACAACCGGGUGGGGAUUGACAAACCCUAACGAUAUUGGUUUGCCAACAAAAUUACACCAAGCAAGCCUACCCCUGGUCUCAAAGUCGGAGUGUGAAAAAAAGUGGGGCUCCUCGUCGAUAAUCUCUGAUGACAUGCUUUGUGCAGGUGGCGCUGGAGCGACCUCCUGUUUGGGUGAUGCUGGUAGCCCUCUGGUCUGUGAAAAGAAUAAUGCCUGGUAUCUGGUGGGCGUUGUUUCCUGGGGUACAGCUUCCUGCAAUUUAAGCAUCCCAGCCGUAUAUGCCCGAGUGACCCAGGCUCAGCCUUGGAUCGAUCAGACUAUAGCAGCUAACUGA
Messenger RNA from Callorhinchus milii (elephant shark), 801 nucleotides. Its product is annotated as chymotrypsinogen B-like. Lineage: Eukaryota; Metazoa; Chordata; Chondrichthyes; Chimaeriformes; Callorhinchidae. Gene Ontology annotation, molecular function: serine-type endopeptidase activity. The record is from RefSeq and is a predicted model, not a curated record. The coding region runs from base 1 to 801 and encodes 266 amino acids. Gene Ontology annotation, biological process: proteolysis. The transcript is spliced from 7 exons.